Messenger RNA from Symbiodinium natans, 1029 nucleotides. Lineage: Eukaryota; Dinophyceae; Suessiales; Symbiodiniaceae. The record is from the annotation of a GenBank genome assembly.
AUGUGCCUGGGCGCGCUCGAUGAGCCUGCUGUCUGUGUUUGGGCUGCUCUGCCGACCGAACCUGAUCUCCCUGGCGGCGCUGAGCAGUGCGCAUGGAAAGGCUACAGCUUGGCAGACCUCCACAGCCAUUGUGCACUCGGUGCUCUGGGAGCAGGAGUUCGCGACUCAUUCCUCUCUGCAGCCACAGCCUGCUACAACUCGGCGCUGAGUGGUGCCGGGCGUGCCCGGCGCUGGGCUACUUCGCUGUGCCUGACGACGGAGCUCUUGGCCAGGCGCUUGAGACCGAGUGCCAUCACCCUCAACUCCCUCGCUGCAGCCUGCGCGUCGAGUGCAGAGGGAGAGGCGCGCGCCCUUUCGCUGAUGGCUCGCCUCAAAGAGACGUACUUGCGAGUGGACAACUUUUGGUACAACACCUUGAUCUCCUCUGCCACGCGACGGCAGGAGUGGGCGCGAGGCAUGGUGGCGCUGACUCAGCUGCGACAAGGAGCACUCAAGCCCGACGCCAUCGCUUGCCGCGCCAGUCUCAGCAGCUGCAAGGUGCGCCAAAGUUGGCCGGCAGCCAUCUCUCUGAUGUCUGCUUUUGCCCACUACGCGGUGCGGGAGGCAGAUGCCACCCGGGGCAGCUUCCUUGACUGCUUCGAUGAUUCCAGCGCUUGGGAAGCCGCUGGGGAGUUGCUCAGGCGAUGGGAAUUCGAGGGCUGGCUCCCAGAUGCUGUGGCUGUCAACUCGGCCCUGGCGACCUGCGCGCGAUGGCGGCACUGGCUGCCUGCCUUGAGGCACGUGGACGCGCACCGCAGCUGCUGGGAUGCCGUCACCUGCACCUCGGCCAUUGCUGCCUGCGCUGGGCAGCUCUGGCGCCCUGCCCUGGCCUUGGCGCGCUUGCUGAGGGCCCGCGGCCUCCGGGCUUCGCGACUGACCUACUUGGCCACGAUGGAGUGCUUGGGUUCCGACAACGGCUGGUCCGACGGGCGCAAAGAUCGCUCAAGGAAGCGCAGCGCCCUGAGCCUGGGUUCAGGGCCUUGCCAUUGA